AUGAAAAGUUUUCCAAUUGGUUUUAGGUUUCAUCCUACAGAUGACGAGCUGGUGAGCUACUACCUCCGCAACAAGGCUCAACUGGGCGACGAGUACCGGUCCUCUCACGUCCCCAAUUGUCCUGAAUUCUAUGGCAAAUCGGAGCCAUGGACUAUCUGGGACAAGUACGGUGGUCACGCUGUGGAGGACGGGGAGCCUCUCUUCUUCUUCGCCAAGCGCAAAAGGUUGAACCCUAAAAGCUCACGAUUUGAUAGAAAAGUGGGCACUGGUACUUGGAGCGGCCAAUAUAGGGUUAAAGUUAUGGAGGAGGGUAAGGUUAUUGGAGUCAAGAGAGACUUUCGAUACGAGCGUGGAAGCUCUGCAGAUCAAAACAACCGUUGGUUGAUGGAUGAAUAUGAGUUGAACAAGAAUGACAUAACUGUACUCUGCACUUUGAGAAAAAACCCUACAAACCCACCACCGAAAACUGACGACCCUGCAGACCCGUCACCGGAAACUCACGUUAGUGAAACGGUGGAGAGUACUGUGGAUGAAAGUCGGAGAAAGAGGAAGUUUGACGACUUCAUUGGUGAUCUUGAACAAGACCUAGAUCAAAGGAGAAAGCUUAUUGCAGAUCUAGAACAAAGGAGAAUGCUUCGAGGGAACAAGCAGCCGAGAACGGAAGGGACUUCUUGGGUUGAACAAGGUGGCCACCAGUAG
Molecule: messenger RNA, 699 nt
Organism: Argentina anserina (silverweed cinquefoil)
Lineage: Eukaryota; Viridiplantae; Streptophyta; Magnoliopsida; Rosales; Rosaceae
Product: NAC domain-containing protein 19-like
Exons: 1
Coding region: 1-699 (232 amino acids)
Biological process (GO): regulation of DNA-templated transcription
Molecular function (GO): DNA binding
Source: RefSeq, a predicted model, not a curated record